CGCCAACGGUCCGCCGUGUCCUUUGGCGCCAUCUCCUGGUAGCUCCUGGCUUCUGUCCUCCAACACAGAAGAAGAAAGUUCACGGUACUAGGCAACCAAAGCAAACUGUCACUUGUUAACUGGCGUCUGGAAAACAACACGUUUGAACAACAAAUUCAUCAGAGAAUCUCACAUCGUUCAGCAUCGCAAACAUGUCCUGUACUACUAAUAACAACUCCAAGCCGAAGUCCAUUAGCAGAGCCAAAGGAUGGACGGCAGAGGUGGAAAACCUAUUCAGAUUCCAGCAGGCGGGCUACAGAGACGAACUGGAGUACAUUCAAGUCAAACAAGGGGCUUUGAUCGACAAAUGGCCAGAGACCGGCUUUGUGAAGAAGCUGCAACGUCGAGACGACACAUUUUAUUACUACAACAAGAAAAGGGAAUGUGAGGACCGCGAUGUCCACAAAGUCAAAGUCUAUGCAUAUUAAGGUGUUCUGGACUUUAUCCAUGUAUCAUUAUGAUACAACGGUAGCCCGUCAACACACAGUAUGGGCACAAACACACCCAUUUUGAAGAAGAAAUAAAGGAAAACUGCAUUUGA
Micropterus dolomieu (smallmouth bass) is the source of this 580-nucleotide messenger RNA. It is a transcript of the gene meig1, whose product is annotated as meiosis/spermiogenesis associated 1. Gene Ontology annotation, cellular component: nucleus. The coding region runs from base 192 to 467 and encodes 91 amino acids. The record is from RefSeq and is a predicted model, not a curated record. Lineage: Eukaryota; Metazoa; Chordata; Actinopteri; Centrarchiformes; Centrarchidae. The transcript has 3 exons.